UAUUUACUUGGGUGAUCAACAAUUAUUUACUUGCGGUUGCUAGCAGCAAUGAAAUCGUCGUUCAUAUAGCUAGCUACCCUAGUGAGUGAAAUACUUCCAGUGAAGGUUGUAGCAGAGAGGACAUGGCUGGGUCUCAAGGAUUCACAACAUUAUGCGAAAAUUCGAAUGAAGUCUUUCUAGACGUCGCGAAAUUGUUGAUCACCUAUGCCGACAACAUUCUUAGGAAUCCCAAUGAAGGCAAAUACAGGUCUAUUCGAAUAGGGAACCCUACAUUUUCCUCCAAACUCCUUCCUAUCAGAGGGGCAGUGGAGUGCCUCUUUGAGAUGGGCUUUGAGGAGGCUGAAACUCACCUGGUGUUCCCCAAGUCUGCCUCUGUGGACCAGCUGAGGAGAAUGCGGGAGUCCAUCGCUGCAGAACGGGAUCAGAGACUGGGUGUUGGGCAUCCCCAACAGUCUCCUGUGACAGCAAGUGUCACAGCCCUAACCUCAGCUCCAGCAUCGGCAGCAGCCCAGGGUCCACCUGUUACUGCCAGCCUGCCAGUUAGACAAACCCCUACACAAGCACCCUCCUUAGAAAGCAGUAUGAUCUUCCUGACCACCCUCCAGUCUAACUUCCAGCAUGUGAUGGAGUAUGAGAACUCAGAGCUACAGCAGAAAGCUUUAGGUGUUAUACCACACCAGCAGCUGACCACCACAGCCAAGGAGAAACUACAGCAGGCCAAGCAGGCCGAUCCAGAUUGCAACCUGAGUGAAGAGGACCUACUGGUGCUGGAGCUGCUCCGCUGGUUUAAAGGGGAGUUCUUCUCCUGGGUGGACUGCCUGCCGUGCAACCACUGUGGGGGUCCAACCCAGUCCUCAGGCCCACUGGCCCCUUCUACAGAGGACCUUCGCUGGGGAGCCCAGAGGGUAGAGAACCAUCACUGUCAGGCCUGUAACCACUCUACCAGGUUCCCCAGGUACAACAACCCUGAGAAGCUGCUGGAAACCAGGAGAGGGCGCUGUGGGGAGUGGGCCAACUGUUUCACCCUGUGCUGCAGAGCCCUGGACCUGGAGGCCAGGUAUAUCUGGGACAGCACAGACCACGUGUGGACAGAGGUGUACUCUGCCUCUCAGCACCGCUGGCUGCACUGUGACUCCUGUGAGAACGCCUGUGACAAACCUUUGCUCUAUGAGAUUGGCUGGGGGAAGAAACUAGACUACGUUCUGGCUUUCUCCAAGGACCAGGUGGUGGAUGUGACCUGGAGGUAUUCCUGUAAGCACCCAGAGGUCCUAUCCAGACGGAACAAGGUCCAGGAGCCCUGGCUGCUAUACACCAUCAACGGGCUCAAUGCUGUGAGGCAGCAGUCCCUGAGCUCUGAGAGGAAGAAGGAGCUGUUAGAGAGACUCCUAGUGGAGCUGGUGGAGUUUAUAUCUCCUAAGACACCCAAACAGGGCGAGCUGGGGGGACGUAACUCUGGCUCCCUGGCCUGGAGGGAUGCCCGCGGCGAAACAGGACCAGGGACUACCCCAUCGGCUGCUGCAGCAGAGUUUGUGUUUGUUCCGACUGAGAAGGAGAAAAGUGGGAGAUUAUUCCAUCUGCGGUACAAUUCCACCAAGGAUCACUACUGCAGGGUGUCCAAUGACAGUGAGGACAUCCAGGGCUGGGACAAGACUGUGUGGAGGAAAGAGUCUGUCUUCAGGAAGCUGGAAAGUGACUGGCAGAUGGUAUAUCUAGCUCGUACAGAGGGCUCAUCGUCAGGGAAGAUCAGUUGGAAGUUGGACUGUGCUCCUGUAAGGAUGAAGAUUAAGACCGUCUCAGUCAGAGCAUGCAGCCAGACCUUUCACUCUGGGACCGUCCGCUGGGGUCUGCAGUCUGGACAGAACACCACAGAGUUCUCAGGAGACGGGGAGAUGCAUUUGCUUCCGGGUCUUUCUGGAUCCUCUGAGUUGGUCGUGGAGGCGGAGCUAGCCGGAGGAGAGGGCGAGUCGUCAUGGCAACACUCCCAGCUGUUCCGGCGAAGUUUGAAUGAGCCGGAGGAAUCCUCGUUGGAAAUCCUCGUCGAGAUGGAGGAUGCUUGAUGAUGGAGAUACUGUGCAUUCGAUGGCGAUCACUCUGAGCAAGGCGCUGCUACGUUAAUCUUCAUCACAUAAUGAGUAGUUAUUUUGGGAUGCAACAUGAUGUAUAGAUCAGUGAUUCUGCUCAGUGCCUUGCUCAAGAUCAGGGGAGUCAAACUCAUUCCAUGGAGGGCUGAGAGUCUGCUUUUUUUUCUUCUUUCAAUUAAGACUUAGACAACCAGGUGAGGGGAGUUCCUUACUAAUUAGUGACCUUAAUUCAUCAAUCAAGUACAAGGGAGGCGAGAACCCACAGACAUACUGCCCUCUGUGGAAUGAGAUCGACACAUUCUCAAUAUGAUCACCUUGAAUACACCGACUCUGUACAUAGUCAUGUGUAGUAUAUUCAUAUGCGUCUUGGCGCUUAUGAGACAAACGAAGGGUUAGUAGUUUGGUGAUGAUGAUGGUUGUGGGUACAGGAUGGAUGGUCGGUCAAGUAGUCCUUUGGGAUCUGUGUGUCUUGAAUGAAUAAUCUUAUAUUGAUUACAGAUCUUGUAAUGAUGCUGGUUGGAUAUUUACUGCCAGGAAUGUAGCAAGACCCAGACCCAGCUUCUGUAUGACACAAAAGCCUCUUAUCUAGACUCUAUGCCCAAUGAGGAGUAACUUAAUCCUCUUGGACCCCUUGGGAGCAUAUGGUGUCCAACAUGGCUUUCCACCUCAAAGGGGACUAUGGAGCAAUAUGGCCUGGCUGCAACCUCCUGCCAUAACAAGGUUCUGGCUCCUGGACAUAGGAAUAUGACCUGUGAGCCUAAAGUCCAUCUGAUAUGGAUUUUCUACUUGUCUUUUGAAGAAAGCAAUAUAAUAUCUCUGUAAUUGUUGUAUGUAAUGUUGAAUGGACCCCAGAAAGCAAUGUAAUUAUUGAUAGGUUUUUAUGUCUAUCCACUUAUGGUUAUGGAUACACAGGUAUUCUAUAUUUUAUUUGUGGUGAAUGCAUGAUGAAGACCAUUGUUAAAAUAUUUUAACUACAACUACCUUGCAGAAAUCCAGAUGAUAUGAAAGAAGUUAAUGUGUCCUUGUUCAAAUAUGUAAAUUGUGCAAUCGGUAUAAUAAAGAAGACAUUUUUUUUGA
Messenger RNA from Salmo salar (Atlantic salmon), 3158 nucleotides. RefSeq names its product N-glycanase 1 (gene ngly1). Gene Ontology annotation, molecular function: peptide-N4-(N-acetyl-beta-glucosaminyl)asparagine amidase activity. The record is from RefSeq and is a predicted model, not a curated record. Gene Ontology annotation, biological process: protein deglycosylation; glycoprotein catabolic process. Lineage: Eukaryota; Metazoa; Chordata; Actinopteri; Salmoniformes; Salmonidae. Gene Ontology annotation, cellular component: cytosol; nucleus; cytoplasm.